AUGCUUUCAGUUGCAUGUAAACUUCAUCUGUGCAACCUGUCUCAUUUGGUAUGGUUGUGUAAACAACACUACUCACCAGAAAUGGAUGUGCAACCUCACUGUGAGUACUCACAUGCCAGAAAUGGUGUGAUUUAUAUUCAGUUUUUUACUUUGUAAAAUCUAUUUGACAUUGUAUAAUUUUACUAAUUCUGAUGGCAGUUAAAUAAUGUCUAUAUUAAUUGAUUUAAUUUAAAAGCCUGAUAACUGAAAUUAUUUAGCUUUUAUUACUUCAAAAGAAUUCACAAUAAACUCCACAAUUAAGAAUCAAUAAUCAGUAUUAUUUAGAUCACAUAUUUAGUAAAGGAGAAAGGUGUUUAUUAAUGAUACUUUGUGAUAAGGAUCUUAAAAUUAUUACUUUUGAUGUGUAAAACUUGUGUAUGUAAGUUACAAAGAGAUUGUUAAAGAUGGGAAAUCUUUCUUUUAAAUUUACAUAACAAUGUGAAAAGAUUCAUUUUUUACUUAUUAUUUAUUUUACUAAUUUUUUAUGUGUGGAUAAGAAUUAUGAUAUAUCAUAACGUGAGGUUCAGGCAUUCAGUUUUUGAGAAGUAGUUCUCAACAACAUUUUAUUAAAGCCAUGAAGUAUAUUAUUAUUAUCUCUACCUUCUGCAGAUCCAUUUUUUACCAUAGAAGACUUUCACUAUGGUGUGAGGAGCAUGGACAAUGGAGUUAUUGGCUCACUAUGCCAAACUGACAUUUUGGUAAAUUGUUCAUUAAAUUAAUUUUAUACAACUUUUUUUUAUUUACUUAAAGAUUUUUAACAAAAAACUAAAUGGGAACACAUUUAUUUUAGAUUUUGAAUACUUAUACCUAUUAUUUACUGUAGGUUUUCCUGUUAGCCACUGUCCGUUGUUCAUCCCAUGAGGUUAGUGAUGUUAGUUCUUUGAUUGACAAUGCAUGGCACAGAUUUCCAAUGCCAGUUUGUCUGACUCAGGAUCUAUGUACCCCAGAGCAAGCUGAAUGGUGGAAUGCAGCUUAUAGCUACUGUACUUCAAAAUACAAGUAAGAUUUAUUUUAACUGAUAUAUAAUAAGAGGAAGGCAAUUAUUUGUUCUUCAAAUGUUUAAUAAUUUUAACAGUUUUUCAGUUUUUAUCAAUUUUAUGAAAAAAAAAAAAGUCAUUUGAAUAAUUUACAGCAAAACAAAAUAUUUAAUCAUAAGAUAUUUAUUAGUACUUACAAUAUAUUAAAAACACAAAUUUCAGGAUUAUUUUGCCGAAGGGAAAAAUUAAUAAAAGUUUUUGUGUUAAGAAUUUUUGCAUCUAAACAAAUGUACUAUUUGAACAGAUCUGAAUUUCUUGAUAUAAGGCGAAUCCUGGUCAAAGGGAUUGAAACUGUCCGGCUAGUUGGAACACACGGCAUGUCUGUACAUAUGAUGGUCCACGUUGCGAGGUCACUGAGCGCAAAGGUUAGUGGAGUUCUUAAGAAUUGAUGUAGCUGAUUCAUGUUUUAGCUCCCGUUAUUUUAAUGUGCCAUUUUGAAUGGUCUAGCAAUUUUGUUUCAUUUGCAAAUAAGUCAUUUUUAUUUUAGGGGAGCCAUGUGUGAGCCUGGCAAUUAUAGAUUGAUUAUUACAAUUUUUUUACACUCCAGUUUUUUUGCACUAUAAGUCAAACUUACUUAUUCUGCCCUAUCAUUUAUUUAAUUAUUUGAACUUAAGAUCAAUCAAACUGGGUCUCAUCACAUUUUAAGAAUGUAUUCAGAGUGCUACACUAAAUAUUGUUGUGGGGUUAUGUUGUUUUUUUGGUGGGGAUUUUUUAAAAUAAAUUUUUCCACUAAAUUUAAACAUUUUUAAGCUUAAAUUUUUAGUUAAAAAAAAAAAAUUCAAAGUGCGUUUAUUUAAUAUGUUUUGACGUUUAAAAUUUUAUAUUAUCAACAUCAUUUUUUGGAUGACUUAUGAAUUCUAUAGAGCUAAAAUUUGGCUAUAGAAACUUAUGAAUAAAUAUGCUUUUAAAAAUUCAAUAUUACAAUAAUUAAAAUUGUUUUUUUUUUGUUGUUUUUUUUAAAUAAAAAGUUUUAAUGCAUAUCGAAUAAAAAAGUCAGCUACAUUAAUAAGGGAAAGGCUAAACUAUUUCUUAUACACUAUGUUUGCUGUGAGUAAAUUCCCUAAAAUAAGUUUCCUAUAUUAGAAACAAUGUGUCUUAUGGUUAGAAAAAUUUUUUACAAACUGGUCAUUGUGCUAAAAAGCACACAUAAGAUUGACAGCCUACAUUGAAUAACAGUUCAACUUAUCAAAUUUUUACACAAUCAUGUUGCUUCUUUCUUUAGUUACCAGUCCCCACAACUGUUUGGUCUAUAACUCAUAGAAUAUUGGAUUUUCAUCAAAUAAAUUCAAAUAGGACAAUCACAUUCCACAAAUGAAUAAUAAACAAAAUAAAAUAUUUAAGUAAAAAAAAACAACUACAUUGCCUUUCCAUGUUAGAAUAUUACCAAAUUAUAUGAAGUCUUUAAUGAAAGCUUUUACAUCAGCUUCAAAGUUUAGUCUACUUAAUGUUAUAAAAAUUAAAAUUUUAACUUUGUAAAAUGCUACAUUAAAAGAAAAGUGUGACUACUUAAAACGAUAGAUUCAUAGAAAAUAAAUUAGAAUGAUAUCCAUCCCUGUGGCCCUACAGCACAUGUAGGGUUCUGGCCUGCCUCACUGCUUCCUUUCACUCAGACCAAACUAACUUAAAAUCAUAGAUUCAUAGAAAAUAUAUCAAACAAAUUUCAGUACGUUUCAAAAAGCAAUUUGCCUUGGAAACAUGUAAUAAGCUGUUGGGGCAAAUUUUAAAUUAUGAUUUUAAUAUUAUAAGGACUCUAAAUUUUUGGGGUACAAAUUUUAUUCUACAGGUAAAAGCCUUGCAAGAAGUUGGAAGUGAUUACAAAUGUCC
Lymnaea stagnalis (great pond snail) is the source of this 2900-nucleotide messenger RNA. The record is from the annotation of a GenBank genome assembly. NCBI's taxonomy places the organism in Eukaryota, Metazoa, Mollusca, Gastropoda, Lymnaeidae.